Messenger RNA from Olea europaea var. sylvestris, 4375 nucleotides. Its product is annotated as auxin response factor 19-like. NCBI's taxonomy places the organism in Eukaryota, Viridiplantae, Streptophyta, Magnoliopsida, Lamiales, Oleaceae. Gene Ontology annotation, cellular component: nucleus. Bases 628 to 3951 code for a protein of 1107 amino acids. The record is from RefSeq and is a predicted model, not a curated record. Gene Ontology annotation, molecular function: protein binding; DNA binding. Gene Ontology annotation, biological process: response to hormone; regulation of DNA-templated transcription. The transcript is spliced from 14 exons.
UACCCCUACCAUUCAAAAACUUUUUCAGGCAGCAUAAAUAUGUAUCUAUCUAUGAUUAUCUGUCGAGAGAGGGAGUGUGUCUAAUAAAAACGGUGGAAGCUUUGAGUAAAGAGAGAGAGAGAGAGAGAGAGUGAUUGAGGCUGGUCCUUGUCCUAAAAACAAGAGAGAGAUUGACUGCAAAUGAGAGCUUUUUCUCCUGAAGAGAAAGAAGAAGAGGAAGAAAUACGGACAGAUAGAUAUAGAGAGAGAAAGUGAGUUUGUGUGUUUAUGGAAGAGGGGGCAAUUUAAAGUAAAAUUGCAGCAUUUGGUCUAUCAUAUACUCAACAUACCCUUCUUUUCCAAAGUCCCUUUUGUCUCCCCUUUCUCUCUCUCUUCAUUGUCGCCGUAAAAAAUAUUUUCCGUCCCCGGAGAAGUACACUGGAAAAGUUUACUCACUAUUUUUUCUUUUUGGCUCUACAUUUUGAUUAACAAAAGAAUUUCUUUUAUUAGCUGAAAAGGAAAGCUGACUCUUUGAUCCAGUUUAAGAGUCUUUCUUUUGGGUCAAAUCGGAGCUCUGAUUAUUCUCCGGCAGUAUGAAUAUCAGCUGAGAAACUCUGCCCAUUUGUUUAGCUGAAUACAAGAACAAUAAUGAAGACACCGGCCAACGGUGCCGGAGCUCAACCGGCGGCCACAUCCACCUCCGACGCAGCUGAAGUGGAGAAGAAGAGCAUAAUAAACCCAGAGCUAUGGCAAGCGUGUGCCGGCCCUCUGGUCAACAUGCCGGUCGCCGGGACCCACGUCGUCUACUUCCCUCAAGGCCACAGUGAACAGUUGCAUUUUCAGGUUGCUGCAUUGAUGAAAAAGGACGUGGAUGCACAAAUUCCGAGCUAUCCAAAUCUUCCUUCGAAGUUACUAUGCCUUCUUCACAAUAUCACUUUGCUUGCUGACCCGGAAACAGACGAAGUUUAUGCGCAGAUGACGCUCCAACCAGUUCCUUCGUUUGACAAGGAUGCUUUAUUUAGAUCAGAUCUUUCAAUGAAAGCAAAUAGACCUCAAAUGGAGUUUUUCUGCAAAACCUUGACUGCAAGUGAUACUAGCACUCAUGGUGGUUUUUCUGUACCUCGCCGUGCAGCAGAAAAGACUUUUCCUUCUCUGGAUUUCACAAUGCAACCACCUGCUCAAGAGCUUGUGGCUAGGGAUUUGCACGAUCAUGUAUGGACAUUUCGCCAUAUUUACAGAGGACAACCAAAACGUCACCUGCUUACGACUGGAUGGAGUCUUUUUGUCAGUGGAAAGAGGCUUUUUGCAGGCGACUCAGUUUUAUUCAUUAGGGACGAAAAGCAGCAGCUUCUGUUGGGCAUCAGGCGGGCAAACAAACAACCUACCAACUUAUCGUCAUCAGUAUUGUCAAGUGAUAGUAUGCAUAUCGGGAUUCUAGCAGCAGCAUCUCAUGCUGCCGCAAACAAUAGUCCUUUCUCUGUGUUUUACAAUCCAAGAGCUAGCCCAUCAGAAUUCGUUAUCCCUUUAGCCAAGUACUAUAAAGCAGUUUGCAGCAACCAAAUAUCACUUGGCAUGCGCUUCCGUAUGAUGUUUGAAACUGAGGAAUCAGGAAUAAGAAGAUACAUGGGCACAAUUACUGGUAUCAGUGAUUUGGAUCCAGUCAGAUGGAAGAACUCCCAAUGGCGUAAUUUGCAGGUCGGAUGGGACGAAUCAACUGCCAGAGAAAGGCGCAAUCGUGUCUCUAUUUGGGAGAUUGAGCCUGUUACUGCUCCAUUUUUUAUCUGCCCCACCACACCUUUCUUCUGUUCGAAGAGCCCAGGGCAACAGGGAACUCAAGAUGAUGACUCGUCUGAUCCCAAUAAUCUAGUCAGGCGGACGAUGCCCUGGCUUGGAGAAGACUUCGGCAUGAAGGAUCCUCCAACUCUGCCAGGCCUGAGCUUAGUUCAGUGGAUGAAUUUGCAGCAAAAGCCCUCUCUGGCUAACUCGAUGCAGCCGAACAGUUUAAAUCCUUUAUCCAGUUCUAUUCUGCAGAACUUUUCAGGUGCAGAUCUUUCGCAUCAAUUAGGUUUCCCUGCACCUCAACACAACAAUUUACAGUUCAAUACCCCAAGGCCAGCCCAACCCAUACAACAACUAGAUCAGCUCCAAAAGCCCCCGGCCUCCACAUUGAACCCACUGGCGUCGAUUAUACAGACACAACAGCAGUUUGCUGACACUAUGCAACCACCAAGACAAAAUGUAAUGAAUCAAAAUUUACCAACAAGCCAAGUUCAGGCACAACUUCUGCAGUCACAGAAUCCGACCCAAGCGCAGAACGCUAUGCAGCAGCAACAAUCCGUUCUUAAUAAUCAGCUUCAGAGAAGUCUUCCUCAAAAUUUGCCUCAACAGCAGCAGAAUCCGAGUCAUGUCCAGCAACAGGAUUUGAUGUCAUUUCAAUCCCUGGAUCAUGCAAGUGAACAGCUUCAUGCACCUGAUAACCAAAUACAGCUUCAACUUUUACAGAAACUCCACCAGCAACAACAAUCACUUUUAGCACAGCAAUCUGCAAUAUCACAACCUUCCGAACUGACACAACACCAGGAUCAACAGAAGCUGCCUUUAGACGUUUCCCAGAAAUUUUCUUGGUCUAUGACAGACCAACUACCAGAGGCAUCUCAAUCAAAAUCGACUAUGCUCCCACAGUCGCAUGUUAUCCCGCAGCAGGUGACCAGAAAUAAUAACCAAACCAAUCUCCAGUUUGCCCAUCCAAAACUUCAGCAACAUCAACAAUCUGGAACACAAUCAGAAUUGCCUGGAUUUGGGGGAAACACUUCCACCCCAAUGAACAACCAGCUUUCUGCAGGGGAUGGCAGUUUGUUAAAGGGAGCCGCUGGUCUAGGUCAAUCUGGGAUUACUGAUGAGGUUCCUUCUUGUUUGACUUCACCAUCUACUAACAGCUGUCCAAGUGCAGUUCAGUCUAUGAUGGAUGGCAGAAGCAACCGAAGCACAAUAACAAGGGACGAGAUGGCUCAGUCCACUCUGUUGAGAUCAACUGGUGUAAAGAACAUUUCUUCUAAUGGUAAUUUAGUUAAAGAUUUGCAGCAAAAGCCUGACGUUAAGCCUUCGGUGAACAUAUCUAAAAGUCAGAACCAAGGAUGUUUUGCAACACAAACAUACCUCAAUACUGCUGGAACCCAUAUAGAUUAUUUGGAUAGUUCAUCUUCAGCAACAUCGGUUCUUUCUCAAAACGAUUUCCAGACACAGCAUAACAACUCAGCUUCUUUCAAUUCUCAGUCAAUAUUGUUUAGAGCCACAAGUCAGGUCAGGGAACUUCAGGGUGAUCGAAGGAACAGCAGCGUUCCGUUUGGGGCUAACAAUGGCAACCAGUUAGGAAUGCCCAUAAUACCUGACCCAUUGAUCACAAAAUCUAUGGUGGGAUCAGGUGAUUGCUCGAAUAAUCUCUCGCCUGGAGGAGAGAUGGUUUCCACUUAUGAAAACCCCAAGGAAACUCAUCCUGAACUUUCAUCAUCAAUGGUUUCCCAGUCAUUUGGAGUUCCAGAUAUGAUACUCAACUCAAUUGAUUCCACAAUAAAUGAUAGCAGCUUCAUGAACGGAGGAGCGUGGGCUCCACCAACACAGAUCCCUCGAAUGCGAACAUAUACAAAGGUGUACAAGCGAGGAGCAGUCGGCAGAUCAAUCGAUAUUGCACGUUACAUGGGUUAUGCAGAUCUUAUACAAGAUCUGGCUCGCAGAUUCGGCAUAGAGGGACAGUUGGAGGACCGGCAGAGAAUCGGUUGGAAACUCGUGUAUGUGGAUCAUGAGAAUGAUGUCCUGCUUGUUGGGGAUGAUCCUUGGGAGGAAUUUGUGAACUGCGUACGUUGCAUCAAGAUCCUUUCACCUCAAGAAGUCCAACAAAUGAGUUUGGAUGGAGAUUUUGGGAACAGCAUCCUUCAAAAUCAAGAUUGUAGCAGUUCAGACAACGGUGUAAAUUAACUAAUAGUUCCCACUUUGGAACAUAACAAUGAUACGCAGUAGCUGUAGAAGUUGGUUACUCUCCAAAUUUCUGCAAUUUCCGGGUUCUGCUGUAACUCAUCCAGGGAUUAAUGCGUAACAGCCACACGAGAUCAAGAUAUAAGAACGCACACUGAUACCACAGGCAGAGGUUGUUUUUGGUAGUAGGGACAACCAGUUCUGUUGCAGAUUAGAGCUUUUGGCAGGAAAUUGCUUGUUAUGAGAAUAAUCUGACAUUUUUUUUUCCCCUCUUUUUCGUUUUUCUCAUGUAAAGAAAUUAUCGCCACUAAAGUACAUUGUACUUGUAGCAAGAAAGAGCUGAAAUCUCUGUGGCGUAAUUUCCUAGCGUACGGACAUGUAUCCAUUUUUCAGUCAAUGAAAUCUCCCCAAAAUGAGUUUCAGGCAA